AUGUCCUACGUUGCUCCCAUUCACCGGCCUAGCAGCAUACGGCAAGCCUUGAGGCUGCGCCUGUCCGAAGACGAGGAGAGCUUAGUGGUGUCACGAUCAAACCGACUCGAAAUAUGGCGCGUCACGCCCAACGACAUGUACCUCGUCGAUUCUGCUUCGCUAUACGGAACGAUCCUCCUUCUCCAGCGUCUUAGCCCCAAAGAUUCCAAGACCGAUCUCCUGUUUGUCGGUACCGACCGCUUUCAAUACUUCACUGCAAAAUGGGAUCCCGAGCGCCAAAAGCUGGUGACUGAGCAAGUCAUCGAAGAUGUUGCAGAGCCUCACAUGCGCGAGGCUCAAAGCCAGGACAAGUGUUUGGUAGAUCCGUCAGGCAGGUUCAUGGCCAUGCACUUAUGGGAGGGCGUCAUGAACGUGAUGCGCCUAGGAGCCAGGGCACCAUAUACCUUCCGCCUUGAUCCUGCAUGGGCACAGGUUCGACUAUCGGAGCUCUUCAUGAAGGCUAGCACCUUCGUCCCUACCGAGACUGGCCACCCCACCAUCGCCUUUCUGUAUCAGUCCAAGGUUGAUAAGGAAGACGCUAGGCUAGCCGUAUACCGACUCAUGAGCGAUGAUAGAAACACGAAUGUGUCCAAGUUCGACUCGGAAAAGGACAGGGAGUUCGAGAUGGACAUACAGGACCCUUACGCGAGAAUCGUCAUUCCUGUCAAUGUUGAGGAAGAUGAAGUCAAGCGCUACCACAAGAGAGAUACUUCAACUGCCAAGGCCCAACUAGGCGGCCUCAUCGUUGUUGGAGAGACCUUGUUGGUCUAUGUCGACACCCUGACAAAAACAACAGUCUCUACUAGCUUGGCCAACCCAACCAUUUUUGUUGCUUGGGCCGAGUACGAUGUCAGGAACUACUUCCUUUCUGACGACUACGGCAACCUACAUCUUCUGACAAUCGAAACCGACGGUGUCGUCGUGACAGAACUAACCGUCACACUCCUCGGCCUUACAUCUCGGGCUUCCUGCUUAGUCUACAUGGGCGAUGGCAUGCUAUUCCUGGGCUCACAUUAUGGCGAUUCGCAGCUGCUCCAGGUUGACAUCGAGCAAGGUACUACAAAGCUAGUUCAGACUAUUCCGAACAUUGCGCCCAUCCUUGAUUUCUCCAUCAUGGACCUGGGAAAUGCCGGCGAUAGCCAGGUUGGAAAUGCUUUCUCAUCGGGCCAAGCUCGUAUUGUGGCGGGAUGUGGUGUUCACCAAAAUGGAAGUUUGAGGAGCAUUCGGAGCAGUGUUGGUCUAGAGGAUAUUGGCGUUUUGGAAGACCUCGGUGAUGUUCGCGGUCUUUUCACGCUUCGGUCACAUAAUUCGGAUAAGGACGAUACCCUGGUCGUCUCUUUCAUCACAGACACGAGAGUCUUCAGGUUUGACGCUGAAGGCGGUAUUGAAGAAGUUUUUCAAUUCCAAGGCCUCACUCUGGAUAGGCCAACAUUAGUUGCAUCGACUUUGCCAAAUGGUCAGCUGCUACAGGUCACGGCUACCAGCGUGGCACUACUCGAUGCAGAAGGCGGCACUACUCUUAGCACAUGGUCCGUCCCAGAAGGCAAAAGUAUCGUCAAUGCGUCAUCCAACGGCAAAUGGGUACUUUUAUCCAUCAAUGGCACAUCAUUAGUUUCUCUCAGCCUCCAGGAAAACCUGUCUGCCCGGGAGCAAGUGUUAGGCAGUGGAGUUGGAGGCGAAGGGGAUCAAAUCUCUUGCAUCCACGCGGCAAAAGAUCUUGAAGAUGUUGGUGUAGUUGGCUUCUGGGCGACGGGCUCAGUUUCCAUCAUCGACCUUCGAACUCUAAAUGCUCUACACGGAGAAACCAUUAAACAAACAGAUGACAGCGUCUCCGUACCGCGAGACGUAGUGUUGGUGCAGCUCCAUCCGCCGCACCUUCUUGGUCCCACUCUUUUUGUUUCUAUGGAGGAUGGACAAGUUGUAUCCUUCAACGUCUCAAAGGACAACUACUCACUAUCUAGUCGAAAGAGUGUCACCUUAGGCAGCAAACAGGCAGGCUUGCACAUCUUGCCUCGACCUGGAGAAGCUGGAAUUAGCAACGUUUUUGCAACCACUGAGCACUCAAGUCUUAUUUACAGUUCGGAGGGACGCAUUAUCUACUCGGCUGCGACUGCGGAGGAUGUCACUUAUAUUGCCCCUUUUGAUUCAGAAGCUUUUCCCGACGCCAUCUUCCUUGCGACUGAUAAAAACGUCCGCAUCGCUCAUAUCGACGCAGAGAGGAGGACACAUGUUAACCCACUCCCCCUACGCCAAACUGUGCGCAGAGUUGCCUACUCGCCAGCAUUACGGGCAUUUGGCAUUGGCACCAUUCGCAGAGAACUCGUUAAUAACGAGGAGAUGGUGACCAGCAGCUUCCUACUAGUGGAUGAAAUCGUCCUUGGGACUGUUGGCAAACCAUUCUAUCUCGAUGGAGCCGCAUCAACGGAACUUGUCGAGAGCGUCAUUAGAGCCGAGCUUCCAGAUAGUACAGGUCAGCCGGCUGAAAGGUUCGUGGUUGGCACAAGUUAUCUAGCUGAUCCAGAAAUCGGCGAGCACAACGACGUCAAGGGUCGAAUACUGGUCCUCGGUGUUGAUUCGGACAAGAAUCCUUACCAGAUCGUUAGUCAUGAGCUGAAAGGUGCAUGUCGAAGCCUCGCUGUGAUGGGAGACAAGCUCGUUGCUGGCCUCAGCAAGACAGUAGUUGUUUACGAUUACGCAGAGGAAUCCACAACGUCAGGAGCGCUGCAGAAACUGGCAACGUUCCGCCCCUCUACAUUCCCCGUUGACCUUGACGUCAGCGGUAACAUGAUUGGCGUUGCCGACCUGAUGCAGUCAUUGACACUGCUUGAGUUCAUUUCAGCUCAGGAGGGGAAUAAGGCACGUCUUGUCGAGCGAGCACGGCAUUUCCAAUACAUUUGGGCUACAUCAGUUUGCCAUCUGGAAGGACAUACAUGGCUGGAGGCAGAUGCGCAAGGUAACCUCAUGGUGCUGAGGAGAAAUCCCAACGCGCCGACGGAGCACGACAAGAAGCAAAUGGAAGUCACCAGCGAGUUUCAUCUUGGAGAACAAAUCAACAAGAUCCGGCCACUGGACGUCACGCCCAAUGACAACGACCCUAUUCAUCCCAAGGCGUUUCUUGCAACGGUCGAGGGAUCAUUGUAUGUCUUCGCAGACAUCAAGUCCGAGUACCAGAGCCUGCUGCUUCAGUUCCAAGAGAGAUUGGCUGGAGUAGUUAAAACACUGGGUCAAGCGGAGACUGAGAGUGGCACCGGACUGUCAUUCAUGUCGUGGCGAGGGUUCCGGAACGCAAAGCGUGAUGCUGACGCACCGUUUCGAUUUGUUGACGGUGAGUUGAUUGAACGGUUCUUGGACCUCAAGGAGUCAGACCAAGAAGCCAUCGUUCAAGGGUUAGGUCCUACGGUUGAGAGCAUGCGAAACUUGGUCGAGGAGCUAAAGCGCAUGCAUUAA
This is a messenger RNA of Colletotrichum truncatum, 3486 nucleotides long. RefSeq names its product DNA damage-binding protein 1a. Gene Ontology annotation, biological process: proteasome-mediated ubiquitin-dependent protein catabolic process; DNA repair. Lineage: Eukaryota; Fungi; Ascomycota; Sordariomycetes; Glomerellales; Glomerellaceae. The record is from RefSeq and is a predicted model, not a curated record. Gene Ontology annotation, molecular function: protein binding; nucleic acid binding. Gene Ontology annotation, cellular component: site of double-strand break; nucleus.